AUGGACACCACGCGGUCUGCACCACUUCUGCUGGCACACACAGUGCUCGGGAAGGGACAAUCAGGCGCCCCUUGCCACGUCCACUCCUUCCUCAUCAACGAUGAUGGAAAGGGAUUCCCUAACAGCAAGAAGCUGCCGUUGUUGGUAUACGAGCAAUCGGUAGACCUGAAGGGGGCUGCAGACCCGGCUGCCGUGUUCGAGCGGUUGGUGGUGAAGCAUCAGUGGGGUGAUGUCUGGCGUGAUGGCGUCUACCCCUACCAUCACUACCACUCCACUGCACACGAAGGCCUUGGGGUCUAUGCUGGGACAGCCACCGUGCAGUUUGGAGGUGAUGACGGGAUCAGCCACAAGUGUCUGGAGCAGAGCGAAGACUUCGCGGUUGUGGGCUUCUACCCACGAGGCCAAAAGGUGGACAUGCAAUACGGCAAGCGCGGUGAGCGGCCGGCUUCCGACGAACGCAUUCGUGCCCUGCCCCUGCCAGACGAGGACCCUCUUUUCGGUGCCAGUGGACCUUUGCUCAUGUGCUGGCAUCCCUCUAGCUGA
Acanthamoeba castellanii str. Neff is the source of this 543-nucleotide messenger RNA. Its product is annotated as cupin domain protein. The transcript has 4 exons. Bases 1 to 543 code for a protein of 180 amino acids. Lineage: Eukaryota; Discosea; Longamoebia; Acanthamoebidae. The record is from RefSeq and is a predicted model, not a curated record.